This is a messenger RNA of Capronia coronata CBS 617.96, 843 nucleotides long. RefSeq lists its product as uncharacterized. The record is from RefSeq and is a predicted model, not a curated record. The transcript has 3 exons. Lineage: Eukaryota; Fungi; Ascomycota; Eurotiomycetes; Chaetothyriales; Herpotrichiellaceae. Bases 1 to 843 code for a protein of 280 amino acids.
AUGAUUGACAACGUUAAUAGCGGCAUGGUCUGGAGUUGGGCGGAGUUCUUCUUGACCCUCCUGACCUUCUUAGCCUCGCGCAUCAGGAGAUGUUUGCGUGAUGCCAGGGCCUGGAAAUCCAUAUCAGGUCUGGUCGGCGAGCUGUCCGGAACCGACAACCAAUGGGUGCCCGACUCUGCAAUCCAUCAGGGAGACGACCCACCGCCUCCAUGGUCUGGCUUUUCGAGCCACCUUCGGAAAAGCUCCCGACCACAGUCUGUAUUGGCAUAUGCAGCAACGUUGGCACGGCAGCAAGCCACCUUGGUCGAAUGCGUCGAGACUCUAUACCGUCGCCUCAGGGUAGAAAAUGAGUCUAGAGUCCUGGCAUUGAGACCCGGGGGUGCUGAACCCAACGUGAACGAUAUAAUGCUCUCCCUCGGCUUGGAUCCUCUUGACUUGGCCGAAUUCGAUAGCGAAGAUAGCAUCAACAAUUCCAAGUCGCAAGAAUCGCCUUCUGCCUCCAGUUCGUCACCUACCAUGACAGACACAUCACCCGUGCAGGACCACGUGGAGCUGCAAGAUACCCCAGGUUUCAGACAGGCUUCCAUUUUUGCGUCUGACUCCAGUCGGCAGCAAUCCGCUCAAUCAGCCCGCACCAUGGACCGAGGAGACGCUCCGUGGGCGAAUGGGGCUCAGUAUUGUGACACGCCGCUUCCCGAUGAUGACAUGUUCGGGAUGCCUUCAUUCGCCGGCGACCUUACACCAAGGGCCCUGAACCCCUGGACAUGCGCAACAACAUACGACACAGCAUCUUACCAGUACACCAAUGACAUGUUCGACAAUCCUCUAGGCUGGAGCAAUUGA